Messenger RNA from Dipodomys ordii (Ord's kangaroo rat), 819 nucleotides. RefSeq names its product chromosome unknown open reading frame, human C3orf62. NCBI's taxonomy places the organism in Eukaryota, Metazoa, Chordata, Mammalia, Rodentia, Heteromyidae. The coding region runs from base 1 to 636 and encodes 211 amino acids. The record is from RefSeq and is a predicted model, not a curated record. The transcript has 4 exons.
AUGGUGCAGCUACGAAGACCCAACGGCAAGGCUGCUCUGAACUCCUGGGUUUCUGGUUCUGAUGCUCGUAUACUGGUUGCCCCAGUAGUCUGGCCACACCCCGCCUUUGCCCCGCACCACGGCCCCGCGGGCCCCAAGGCGCUCGGCCUGGGCCCCAAGAGGAAACCGCUGAGCAGCAAGGAGAAUGUCCUGACGCACUCCUCCCUGCUGACCCCUGCCGAGAGAAAGUUCUGGAGAGCCGCGGCGGAUGGCGAGCACUGGAGGAAAGACGGCCUAAGGAAAGAUACAGAAAGAGAUUUGAAAGUUGAAUCAAACAUGAUGCUCAACGGGUCUAGCCAAGAGGUCACUAAAGAUCUACUUGAUAUGAUUGAUCAUACGAGCAUCCGAACUAUUGAAGAACUUGCUGGGAAACUAGAAUUUGAAAAUGAAUUGAACCGUGUAUGUGGCCGCUGCCAAGAUUCCCCUUUUAAGGAGGAAGCCUGGGCUCUGCUUGUGGAUGAGAGCCCUCAAAAGGCUUCCGAUGCAGACCCUGGAAAUCUCAAACAGGCUUUCGAUGACCAGAAUAUUAUCGAGACCGUUCUAGACUUGGAAGAGGAUUACAAUUUAAUGACCUCUUUCAAAUACCACAUUGAAUAAGAAAAAAAAAAUGUAUUCCUGCCUUUUACCCUUGAUGGCAAAAGGCUACUAAGGGCACCUGUGGAGAAGCGGCUCCAGUGGUCAGUAAGAGUCCGGUUUUUCAAAGCAUUGCUAUACCCUUUUUAAUUCAGUUGUAACCCUUUUUGAGCUAAAAACCCAGUUUUUGUAUUCUGUUACUUUGAA